AGGUGGAGGUCAUGCUCUCCUUCAUCCAGUCACAGAAUCCUAAUGACAGCAGGUGCUGCACUUUUGAUGAGCCUCUCAGUUCCUGUGGCUACAGUCAGUCAGAUGAUGAUGAUCUCAACUGGGAUCAGGUGAAUGCGCCCAUGAAGCCGUCCUCGGGUCAAGGGAUGCCAUCGGGUUCCUUCAUGCUGGUGAACACAUCUGGAAGAUUUGCCGGACAGAAAGCUCACCUCCUGAUGCCCCAUCUGAAAGAAAAUGAUACACAUUGUAUUGAUUUUCACUAUUAUGUUUCAAGCAAGAGUGGAGCUAGCCCUGGCACUUUGAAUGUAUAUGUGAAGGUUAAUGAUGGUCCUAUUGGUAACCCAGUCUGGAACACAUCUAUCACUGCCACUUGGAAUAGAGCAGAACUGGCAAUUAGUACUUUCUGGCCCAAUUUUUAUCAGGUAUUUCUAGGACAUCCAUGUACAAAAACUCCCCAUUUCUUGCGUCUUCAGAGUGUGGAAGUCAAUGCAGGACAGUUUGCUACUUUUCAAUGCACUGCCAAUGGUGGAACAGACUCGGGUGACAAACUCUGGUUACAGGGUAUUUAUGUACGGGAUGCACCUUUGAAGGACAUAAAAGUGUUCAACGCCCGACGAUUUGUAGCCCUUUUCAGUGUGGUAAACGCCACGAAGCGCGACGCUGGCAACUAUCGCUGCAUGAUCCGGACGGAAGGAGGAGUUGGUGUGUCCAACUAUGCAGAGCUGAUAGUCAAAGAGCCACCAGUUCCCAUUGCUCCACCUCAGCUAUCCUCAGUUGGUGCAACUUACCUGUGGAUACAGCUGAAUGCCAAUUCCAUCAAUGGGGAUGGACCCAUUAUCCAAAGAGAAGUUGAGUAUCGAACUUCCAGCGGAAGCUGGUACGACAUACAACCCGUGGACUCCACAAGCUAUAAGAUUGGGCACCUGGAUCCUGAUACAGAAUAUGAAAUCAGUGUAUUACUUACAAGACCAGGUGAAGGAGGAACAGGGUCUCCUGGCCCAGCUCUCAAAACAAGGACAAAAUGUGCUGAUCCGAUGCGUGGGCCACGAAGACUGGAGGUUGUGGAGAUCAAAUCUAGGCAGAUCACUAUUUGCUGGGAGCCAUUUGGGUAUAAUGUCACACGUUGCCAUCGCUACAACCUCACAGUCCAUUACCGCUACCAGGCUGGAGGACAGGAGCAAGUGAGAGAGGAAGUCAGCUGGGAUACAGAGAGUUCACAUCCCCAGCACACAAUUACCAACCUAUCACCAUACACAAAUGUCAGCAUCAAAUUAGUAUUGAUGAAUCCCGAAGGACGGAAAGAAAGCCAAGAACUUGUCGUGCAAACGGAUGAAGAUGUCCCAAGUGCUGUGCCACUUGAAUCCAUUCAAGGGAGUACCUUCGAAGAGAAGAUUUUUCUUCAGUGGAGAGAGCCAGCGCAAACAUAUGGUGUGAUUACUUUGUAUGAGAUCACCUACAAAGCAGUCAGUUCUUUUGACCCAGAAAUAGAUUUAUCCAAUCAAAGUGGACGAGUCUCAAAGCUAGGAAAUGAAACGCACUAUCUCUUUUUUGGACUGUAUCCUGGCACCACCUACUCUUUUACCAUCAGAGCCAGCACAGCUAAAGGCUUUGGACCUCCAAUAACAAAUCAGUUCACUACUAAAAUAUCAGCACCCUCUAUGCCACCAUAUGAACUUGAAACACCUUUGAAUCAAACUGACAGCACUGUGACAGUCUUGCUGAAACCUGCACAGAGCAGAGGCGCUCCUGUCAGUGUCUAUCAAAUCGUUGUUGAGGAAGAGCGCCCACGGAGGACCAAAAAGACAACUGAAAUCCUGAAGUGCUACCCAGUGCCCAUUCAUUUCCAGAAUGCCUCACUCUUGAAUUCCCAGUACUACUUUGCUGCAGAGAUUCCAGCCAAUGGUUUACUAGCUGCUCAGCCUUUUACUAUUGGUGAUAACAAAACCUACAGUGGUUUUUGGAAUACUCCUCUUCUUCCUCAUAAGAGCUACAGCAUCUAUUUUCAAGCUGCUAGCAGAGCCAAUGGGGAAACUAAAAUUGACUGCGUCAGGGUAGCCACAAAAGCUGCGAUAAUCGUGACUCAGCUUACAACACCAUACAUUCGCAUCGCCCCUGCUGCAGGCGACGACCAGCUAACAGGGGCUGCCACUCGAAAACCAGACCCGGAGCCCGAGAAGCAGACAGACCACACCGUUAAAAUUGCUGGAGUCAUUGCAGGCAUCUUGCUGUUCGUCAUUAUAUUUUUGGGGGUCGUGCUGGUAAUGAAGAAAAGAAGAAGCUAUCACUCCUACACUUAUUACCUAAAAUUGGCUAAAAAGCGGAAAGAGACAUUGAGUAGUACUCGGCAGGAAAUGACAGUGAUGGUGAAUUCAAUGGAUAAAAGCUACACUGAGCAAGGCACCAACUGUGAUGAAGCUUUCUCUUUCAUGGACACGCACAAUCUAAAUGGGAGAUCUGUAUCUUCACCAUCUUCAUUUACAAUGAAAACUAACACACUGAGCACAACAGUGCCUAAUUCUUACUACCCAGAUCCAUUUGUGCCAACUGCAAUUUUAGUGCCAAUCAAUGAUGAAACCCACACGAUGGCCAGUGACACAAGCAGCCUGGUCCAAUCCCAUACGUAUAAGAAGAGAGAUCCAGUGGAUGUGCCCUACCAGACCGGACAGCUCCAUCCAGCCAUCCGUGUAGCUGACUUGCUACAGCACAUCACACAGAUGAAGUGUGCAGAAGGCUACGGAUUUAAAGAGGAGUAUGAAAGUUUCUUUGAAGGACAGUCUGCACCAUGGGAUUCAGCUAAGAAAGAUGAGAACAGAAUGAAAAAUAGAUAUGGGAAUAUCAUUGCAUAUGAUCAUUCUCGAGUGAGAUUGCAGCCUAUUGAAGGAGAAACAAGUUCCGAUUACAUCAAUGGGAAUUAUAUCGAUGGUUAUCAUAGACCAAAUCACUACAUUGCUACACAAGGGCCAGUUGGAAAGUAG
Molecule: messenger RNA, 2993 nt
Organism: Cyanistes caeruleus (blue tit)
Lineage: Eukaryota; Metazoa; Chordata; Aves; Passeriformes; Paridae
Source: RefSeq, a predicted model, not a curated record